Molecule: messenger RNA, 4783 nt
Organism: Carcharodon carcharias (great white shark)
Lineage: Eukaryota; Metazoa; Chordata; Chondrichthyes; Lamniformes; Lamnidae
Product: guanine nucleotide-binding protein G(q) subunit alpha-like
Exons: 8
Coding region: 54-1262 (402 amino acids)
Biological process (GO): action potential; adenylate cyclase-modulating G protein-coupled receptor signaling pathway; phospholipase C-activating dopamine receptor signaling pathway
Cellular component (GO): heterotrimeric G-protein complex
Molecular function (GO): guanyl nucleotide binding; GTPase activator activity; GTPase activity
Source: RefSeq, a predicted model, not a curated record
CAACCUCCAAAACACAACACAGAUACACAGACACACACACACCAGUCGGCUACAUGACUCUCGACUCCAUCAUGGCGUGCUGCCUGAGCGAAGAGGCGAAAGAAGCCAAAAGGAUCAACGCGGAGAUCGAGAGGCAGCUCCGGAGAGACAAGCGAGAUGCGCGACGAGAGCUCAAACUACUGCUGCUCGGCACAGGAGAAAGUGGCAAGAGCACAUUCAUCAAACAAAUGCGAAUUAUCCAUGGUACAGGAUACUCUGAUGAGGACAAACGAGGCUUCACAAAGCUGGUUUAUCAGAAUAUCUUCACUGCCAUGCAGGCUAUGAUCAGAGCAAUGGAUACACUCAAAAUACAGUACAAAUAUGAGUACAAUAAGGCACAUGCACAGUUAAUUCGUGAUAUUGAUGUAGAAAAGGUAACAACAUUUGAUAACCCUUAUGUGGAAGCAAUAAAAUGUUUAUGGAUUGAUCCAGGCAUCCAGGAGUCCUAUGACAGACGGAGAGAGUACCAACUAUCUGAUUCCACUAAAUACUACCUUAGUGAUACUGAUCGUAUCUCAGCACCAGAUUAUCUGCCAACUCAACAGGAUGUGCUGCGGGUUCGAGUGCCCACAACUGGCAUCAUUGAGUAUCCAUUUGAUCUGGAGAAUAUAAUCUUCAGCUAUCUUAAAGACUUGGACCGUAUAGCAGAACCUACCUAUCUACCCACUCAACAGGAUGUGCUUAGAGUGCGAGUCCCAACAACAGGGAUCAUUGAAUACCCCUUCGACUUACAAACCGUCAUUUUCAGAAUGGUCGAUGUUGGGGGUCAGCGGUCAGAACGAAGGAAAUGGAUUCACUGCUUUGAAAAUGUGACGUCUAUUAUGUUUUUAGUUGCCCUUAGUGAAUAUGAUCAAGUACUUGUGGAAUCGGACAAUGAGAAUCGAAUGGAAGAAAGCAAAGCACUAUUUAGAACAAUUAUCACAUAUCCCUGGUUUCAGAACUCCUCAGUCAUCCUCUUCUUAAACAAGAAAGAUCUCUUGGAGGAGAAGAUCAUGUAUUCUCACUUAGUUGAUUAUUUCCCAGAAUAUGAUGGACCACAGCGAGAUGCACAAGCAGCAAGAGAGUUUAUUUUGAAGAUGUUUGUGGACCUGAAUCCUGAUAGUGACAAAAUUAUCUACUCUCAUUUCACAUGUGCCACAGAUACAGAGAAUAUACGGUUUGUCUUUGCUGCUGUCAAGGACACUAUCCUACAAUUAAACCUGAAGGAAUAUAACCUGGUCUAGUUUAUUAACUGACUUGGUGGAAAAAAAUAACAGCAACUGUAUUAUCUGUGAAAAUAAUUUGCAUAUUGCUAAUUUAUUGCCAUUCUGGACUCUGUGCGCUUCCACGGAGUUUUAGUAAAUAUUAUGAUUUUAUUUAACAAAAAUGGGGCAAAAGAUGCUGACACACCUUUGCAGCACUAGUCCACUUUUUAGGCAAAACUUUGUGACUUCAUGUAAAAUUCUCAAUUUUCACUGUAAAUUCCGAUUUCAGCACUUGGAGGGUCGGGUUUUUUUGCUUCUCUAAGCACACCCCUUCCUUUUCUUCUCCCCAAAGGAAUAUUUGAGGUACAAAGUCCCUUUUUGUGAUCUGCUCCUCUUGAUGCUCUAUGGUACACAGUAAAAACGGUGAUGUUUUUGGCAGAAACCAAGCUGCCACUGGUAUAAUUAUUGUACUUUUUUUCUGAUAGAUGAAAAGUAUUGGUACUGUGAUUUUUAAAUUAUUGAUAUGUAUAAUUUAAACAUCAAGUUUCAUACUAAACAAUCUGUCUUCAUCUUAAGCUAUAAAGAUGGGAGCUCAUAAAGCAAUAGCUGAUUGCUCAUCUGUAAAUCUUGCCACACUUGGAUUCCCAAAAACAUGGAUAGAUGUAGGUAAGAGUACAAUAUUGAGAAUGUUGUGUACUUGUAAAACAGUAUAUGGGGUUCAAUUUCUAUUUAUUAUGUGCCACUCUAUUGCUAUUACUAGACUUGUUUUACUGAAAUAUGCCAAACAAAAUGUUAUGUACACUACAUUUGCUGAUUUUUGAAAUCUCUGCUUGGGUCUUUUUUCUUAGAACUGUAGCUGGAGACAUCAUUGACAUACUUACUUUGCACCAGUGUAAUUUUUAAAUGUUACUUUUUGGGCUUUUAGUGAGGAAAGUUUUAAUAUUGCCGUUCAUGGCAUUUGUUUCACUAUUUUUGAAUUUUUAAGAUAUAAAAAUUGCUUUACUCAAUAUGCCUGAAAUCAUGUGGCUCAUAUCACAGUAACUGCACUUGAGCAGAAGAUGAAUGGUAAGCAAAUAACAUUGCAGUAUUGGCUCCUAGGUUCUUCUAAAAGCAGUUUUGUUGGACACAUGCCAAAAUAAGUGAGGGGGGAAAAAAACUGGUGCUCUUCCACAUUGUGUAAUAUUUGCCAUUAGCUAUGUAUUAUUCUUUAACAUAGGCUGAUCAGUGUCCAUGACCAAUUUUGUAUCUUAACUUUUUUACACAUAUGUUAAAAGGUACUGUAAUCAUGUUUUGAUAAAAUCUUGCCGGAUCCUUAAUUUUAAACCAGAAUGGUUUUCUUUGCCAUUACAUCCUGGAAAAUGAACCUGUAUCAUUACCUUCAUUCUAAUGAGACAUGCUUUUCAAAAUCUGAGUCAUGGGCUUUGGUGACUGUUUAAAGAGCAAAAAUUUGAAUGGAUGCCACCGUGUUCCUUUUGAGCUAGUUUUCAGGGGUUUUUUUUGCUCUUUGAGCUGGUAACACAGAUUAUAGAUAGGUCAGUUAGCUAAUUUAAAAUUAUCUGUACUGUCCAUUGUCAAAGGUGGCAUGUCUUUGUGCAUGGUUUUCUGCGUCAAAAGAGUAGCUUUUGUUUCUAUGGAGUACCAAAGUUAAUGGUCAGUGAUUGUCUCCCUUAAUUCCUGCACCUCCACCAAACAUGCAUUUGUGCUGUCAUAAACAAAACUCCUAUAAUUUGUAAAACCUGGCUGUAGGCAUAGUGUAAUUAUUAAUGCUGUAAUGAUUGUGUGUGAAUACGUGUAUAUAUAUUAUAUAUAUAUGUGCACACACAAGCGCACACAUCCAUACUGGCUUUGUGAUAAUUUUGGCAGAUUGAAUGUGCUGUAUUGAUAAUAUGUAUCUAUGUAAUUGUAUUGUAAGUCUUAUAGCUAAUUCGCAUUUUGAAUAAUGUUAUUUACUUUUUUUACGAGAAGCGAAUGUAAAUUUUUGGCAGUUUAUUUCGCAGCUAGGGAUCUUUAAAAAAAAAAAAAUUGUCAUUUUGAAAGUCAAGAUAAUUAUCACAGUGUGGUACUUUGAUUAAAAUAUGUCACCACAUAGGUUUCUGAUCAAAGAAUUCUUUUUGAUAAAACCUAAGUCCCUCCUUUUUCUCCCAGAACCUACUUAUACAAAGUUUAGUCAAAUGACUCAGCCCAUGAAGCAGACAAGAAAUUGGCUUCAGUACUUUUUCACACCAUCAUGUGUGAAAGAAAGCAACUUGCCAUGGAGCAAUCCUUCUGAAAUUAGAAUGAGUUUUAAAAACAAGGAUUGUAUUCUAGGGAAUGCCAUAUGCCAAAUUUUUGUAACUGUAGUGUUUUUGAUGGGAUUGGUCACAGUUUGUAUUAUUCAGGAUGUAUGUAUUACCAAUAAAUACAUCUGAAAUUUGUGUUUUUUUUUGCCUUAUGGAGGUGGAGUCAAGAACUUUGUGCCUCAAGAUUAAAGCCUGAGACAAAAGAUGGUCUCUUGACUUUGCUGAAACAUCUAUGUUGUGUUGGGUGUCAGAUUUGAAAGUUAGAUGUCAGCUUUUAGGGUAUUGGUAUGCACUGGAGGGACCAAUGCAGUGUCAUUAAUUCCUAUGAAAGAAUAAAGACAUUAUUUAUACUGUUGAUAUGAAUUAAAGCCAGAUCAAGCAGCUGUUACCAUUCACGAGUUCAUGUCACCAACUGUAAGCACAUAAAUGAAGUUAGGCAUGCUAUAUGUAAAGGUAUAAGAAUGAUCAGCAGCUAGGUCUACUGUUGCAACAUCUACAUUUUUCUAAUUGACCAGAGUGUACAUACACAGUAUGUUAAUUUGGCCUACCAAAGAUCUGCCUUCGUUUAUUUUUUAAACUGCUCUGUCAAUUGGUCUUUCUAGAAUUUCAGCAUGUUGGCACUUCCAGAAGAGAUAAUGAAAGCUCUUAAGAAUUUAAAUAUUUUAAUUGAAAAUUGUGAAUGGUAUUAUGGCUGUCAGAUCAGUCCUGCUCAUAAUGCAGAAUUGAAGAGAUCUAAAUCACAGUAUAGUGAACACAUUGUGCGCCAUGGGCAAUUUCUUGUAGUGCCAGAUUCUUUUAAAUGCUCUGGUAGGACUUGUAUAUUUAAUUCCUGUUAGAUAAAUUUUAACAUGCAAUAUUUAAAAAUCAUAUUUGCUGUUUUUAAAUUGUUACUUAAAUGCAUGUAUUGUCAUUGUUUGGGGAAGGGAAAUAGUUUUUGGAAAAAACUAAUGUUGUAUAUUAAUGCCCCAAAUGAUCUUGCUGGUUACAAAUAUAGUAUUUUUUGGCCAUAAUUUUGUACUGGUUUCAUUUGAUGUCUCCUGGUUGUAUUUUUCUUCUAAACUGCUUUUCAUGAUACUGUACCUGGAAUAAGAUUUUAUUCCACUGAUUUUUGUCUUCACUUAAAAAAAAAUCAUGUUAUUAUCCAGUAUUUUUUCAGCACGUGAAAUUAAUAAUUGUCCAUUAGACUCUCAUGGGAGAAAGUUGAACAGUAUCAAUGUAGUAGCACAAAACAGACUUGUCCCUUGUCAUGGAUUGUAUGUUCAAUAAAAUGGAUACUUUGAA